Molecule: messenger RNA, 2305 nt
Organism: Diceros bicornis minor
Lineage: Eukaryota; Metazoa; Chordata; Mammalia; Perissodactyla; Rhinocerotidae
Gene: ITPKA
Product: inositol-trisphosphate 3-kinase A
Exons: 7
Coding region: 57-1442 (461 amino acids)
Biological process (GO): inositol phosphate biosynthetic process
Cellular component (GO): nucleus; cytoplasm
Molecular function (GO): inositol tetrakisphosphate kinase activity; inositol-1,4,5-trisphosphate 3-kinase activity
Source: RefSeq, a predicted model, not a curated record
CCAGUCCCCGCCGCGCCGCGGGCUGGUGGGCUCCGCCGCGGCUGUUGUGCCGGGAAAUGACACUGCCCGGGGGCCCGACGGGCAUGGCGCGGCCGGGAGGCGCGGGACCCUGCAGCCCGGGGCUCGAGCGGGCCCCGCGCCGGAGUGUUGGGGAGCUGCGCCUGCUCUUCGAGGCGCGCUGCGCCGCGGUCGCUGCCGCCGCCGCCGCAGGGGAGCCCCGGGCCCGCGGGGCCAAGCGGCGUGGGGGACAGGUUCCCAAUGGGCUUCCUCGGGCUCCCCCUGCCCCGGUGAUCCCGCAGCUAACUGUGACAGCCGAGGAGCCGGACGUCCCCCCGGCCAGCCCCGGGCCGCCGGAGCCGGAGGGCGGGUCUCUGCCGGCCGUGGGCUCGUCGCACCUGCAACAGCCGCGCCGCCUCUCCACCUCGUCGCUCUCCUCCACUGGCUCCUCGUCGCUGCCCGAGGACUCGGAGGACGAUCUGCUGAGCGACAGCGAGAGCCGGAGCCGAGGCAACGUGCAGCUGGAAGCCGGCGAGGACCUGGGUCAGAGAAGCCACUGGCAGAAGAUUCGGACCAUGGUGAAUCUGCCUGUCAUGAGCCCCUUCAAGAAGCGCUACGCCUGGGUGCAGCUGGCUGGGCACACAGGGAGUUUCAAGGCGGCGGGCACCAGCGGGCUGAUCCUGAAGCGCAGCUCGGAGCCGGAGCGCUACUGCCUGGCGCGGCUCAUGGCGGACGCGCUGCGCGGCUGCGUGCCUGCCUUCCACGGCGUGGUGGAGCGCGACGGCGAGAGCUACCUGCAGCUGCAGGACCUGCUCGACGGCUUCGAUGGGCCCUGCGUACUUGACUGCAAGAUGGGCAUCAGGACUUACCUGGAAGAGGAGCUGACCAAAGCCCGCGAGCGGCCCAAGCUGCGGAAGGACAUGUACAAGAAGAUGCUGGCAGUAGACCCUGCGGCGCCCACUGAGGAGGAGCACGCGCAGCGCGCCGUCACCAAGCCGCGCUACAUGCAGUGGCGAGAAGGCAUCAGCUCCAGCACCACGCUCGGCUUCCGCAUCGAGGGCAUCAAGAAAGCCGAUGGCUCCUGCAGCACCGACUUCAAGACCACGCGAAGCCGGGAACAGGUGAUUCGCGUCUUCGAGGAGUUUGUGCAAGGGGAUGCGGAAGUGCUGAGGAGGUAUCUGAACCGCCUGCAGCAGAUCCGGGACACCCUGGAGGUCUCUGAGUUUUUUAGGAGGCACGAGGUGAUAGGCAGCUCGCUCCUCUUCGUGCAUGAUCACUGCCAUCGCGCCGGUGUGUGGCUCAUCGACUUCGGCAAGACCACGCCCCUCCCCGACGGCCAGACCCUGGACCACCGGCGGCCCUGGGAGGAGGGCAACCGCGAGGACGGCUAUUUGCUGGGGCUGGACAAUCUCAUUGGCAUCCUUGCCAGCCUGGCCCAGAGAUGAGGCUAGGCCUCUGUCCGCGCGGACUGGCAGGUCUGACAGAUGGACCUGAGGCUGCGUCCCCGAAGAGCAUGAGGGCAAGAGACUGAAACCCCGCCGUGCGGGGAGGUUCACACGGUCUACCAGGGCCAGGUGCCAACCACUAUGGGACGCACUGCACGCACCGGGGGCUGUCCCCCAUACAAGCCCCAGUGUUCCCAGAGCUGAUGACACUAAUUUAAGGGGGGGGCGGGGUAGAGUGGGACAAUGGGCUUCUUCCUCAGCCCAGCUCUUCCGAAGGGGCUCCAUACCCCUCCAGAGAGGCCAGAUAACGAAUUUUACUUCGCAGGCACUAGAUCUAUUGGUCUAACCGCCCACACUACAAUGGACUCCCCUUCCCAAUAAAACAAAGACACCAGCUUUGGCAACUCAGGCCUCAUCCCCUCCCUCCUCUGGUCCCCUCUUUCUUUCUUUCUUUUUUUUUUUCUGAGGAAGAGUUGCCCUGAGCUAACAUCUGUUGCCAAUCUUCCUCUUUUUUGCUGAGGAAGAUUCACCCUGAGCUAACAAUUGUUGCCAAUCUUCCUCUAUUCUGUAUGUGAGCUACCACCACAGCAUGGCCUCUGACCCAUGCUGGGGAACCGACCCCAGACCACCCAAGUGGAGCACGGUGAACUUAACCACUAGGCCACCAGGGCCAGCCCCAAGAUCCUGUCUUUCUUAGUUCCCUUGCAUCCCUCAUGUCCACUCAGACCACUGGAGAAGAUGAGAAGAGCUCUUUAUUAAAGGCAUCUGUAGGGUUGGGGGCUGCCCAGGUGAAGGACGCUCAUGGGGAAAGGGCAAUCCAGAGAAGGCUUCCUGCAGGAGGCAAUUUCAACGCCCCACCCAAA